GGUACAGACUCUAGCCACGUAAAGAAAAAUAUCCCUUUUCCUUACAUGAUCAGAGUCUAGUCCAAGCUUUGGAAAACAGGUUGAAGAAAGAUCCCAGAUCCUUAAAUUAAAUCUAGGAGGAAUUCCUGCUUGAGAUGGGAUGAGGUACCAAAUAUUAAUCUGUGAUGCUGAAGAUCGGAAUGAAUCCCCAGUCCCAGAGUAGCCAGAAACUCAACAGGACAAGUCGCCUUCAGCAAGAGGAGACUUACUAACCGCGCAGUGGCUAAAACCUUAAGAGAGCCCUGGGACUGGGCGAGAGAAAGAAAAGGCGACAAGCUUGGGGAGCGGCUGCGACCAGAAAGGCCUCUUCCUCUCCAGCCUCGGCGGAGGCAGAUUGGAUGGCGCGGCCUCCACCCCAGCCUUUGGCUGCCGCCUGGGCCUUCCCGUCGGCUCCAGCGGAUGCGAGUUGGUUGGCCAGGGGCGGGGAAGGGGCUGCGGCCGAACCUAGGAUGGCUGGAGCGCACCAGCUGCACAACAUCUGCGGAGCCGGAAAGAAGUUCUAGCGCGCCCCAGCUCGGGCAGGACGAGACUGAUUUAACGAGAUUCAAGAUUUUUAAUUACCUGUGGAUUCUGAAGAGAAGGUGGAAAAGGAAACAGGGUCCUACAAGAAAUAGAAUUUGCAGAAUCUAAUCCGAGAGGUUUUAUCUUCCAAGCUUUUGGACCUAUGCUGGAGCUCAUCCUCAGAGAAUUUCUCUCUGGCAGAGUGUGUAUGAAAAUAGAAUUUCAUCCUCCAUCUAUCAGUGAACCAAACUUUCUGAGCAAUAUAGAUAGCACACAAUCAAGAACUUAACUCCUGUUCUUUGAAGGUACCAUGUGAACCUGUCUUGGGAUUAUUCUAUUUCUGGUGUGCUGUUUAGACCUCCUGCUGCCACAAAUACAACAGAAUGUCUCAGACGCAUGCAGCAAUCUUGUCAGAUUCUCCUGCGAUUAUCAACCAUAAAGGAGAUGUCUCAUCUCAGAUAUCUGCAUGGUCAGGCAAGUUGCUACCGGUAGUUGCAGUGGAGAAGACUCCUGAGGCUGCUAGUUCACAAAAGAAAGAAAGAUUGUGUGCUCAGCAUCAGGAGAGAUGGAUCAACACCCAGGAGCCUGAAAACAAAGAAACUUCCUAUGGCUCUUCCAGUCUUCAAGAUUCCUUUCGCUCACAUUUUAGUUUUAUUCAGCUCUCACUAAACUCAGCCUCUGAAGCCACUGCAGGUGCAUCAGGAAGUAGGGAAUCUAAAGAAACUGUGCAAUUUGGUGGAGUAGAGAAAACAGAAAAUAUUAAUUUUCAUCUACCUGGAGAAGUCCAAAGGAUUUCACAAACGGAACUGUGGGCUUCAUGUAGCUCCCUGUGCGAUGAAGUUGGUACCUGUCUGUCAGAAGCUGCCAAGGAUGACAUUUUGCAGGACUGUGGGAGGCUCGCACCUUUCCACCCAAAUAAUGCAUUCUCUUCUUCCAUGGAUUCUUUAGAGGCAACAUCUGCUGAUUCGUCGGUGACUUCAGGCUAUGAGAGUUGUGGCAUUGCUAGUGACCACAGUUGGGAUUUUCUGAUGAAGGAGUAUGAACCAGUACUACAGGAAUGUUUGUUGGGCAAUCGAUGUUUAGUAAAGAUAAAAUCCUUGAUGAGAAAACUUCAGAAGCUUCAGGAGAAAGCAGUAGCUGAGGAUGACUAUGAGAAAGCUGAUAAAUUUAGAAGAAGACUUGAGGAGCUGCAUAAAGAGAAAAGUUGGCUGAAUUUUCAGCUUCCUUCACAGCAUCCUUCCAUUAGCAGCUUCUUGGACAAAAUCAGAGUCUACAUUCAAAUGAUAUUGUAUGAGGGAGUUCAUAAGGAAAGGAAACGUCUCCUAGAAAAAAGUCAUCAGAAGAUAUUAAGUCUUCCUUAUCAUAAAAAGAUACAGGUUCCAGUUACAAAAUGGGAUCAGCUGCUUGAGGAAAAGAAGUGGAUACAGAAAGAAAUUGAAGUUCUUAGAGCAAAGCUGGUUGUUCUGGAAGCUAAAGAUCAACAGUUAAAGACAGAAAUUCAAGAACAAGACUGCCAUAUUCAUGAGCAAGAUUAUGAACUGUCUACUUUGCUCAACUGGAUGUCACUCAAAGAAUUGCAGACAAUUGGCAAAGCCUUGGCUGAUAUUUUGGUGGCCUCCCAUAAAAUUCCAUAUAGUUUGGAUUUUCCAGAACCUGUCAAAAGGCUUCAAGAAAAAAUGCAAUCCCUUAAUAUAUCGAUGACAGAAACUGCUGCUGAAGUAUGUGCUAGUCAGAGGCUCUGCAGUACGUUAAGGAAAAAAGUGAGACACAUUGAGAUUCAACUUCCAGUUCUUCUUGAAACGAAAAUGCUUGCUGCAUCAGGAGGUAAUUUCUGUACUGCUAAAGAUCUUGCAGAAGAAAUUCAAUCACUAACUGCUGAAAGAGACUGCCUGAAAGGGCUGCUCAGAGAAUGGUCAACUCUGAAUGCCCAAAAUAUCCAAAAACUAGAGAGAGGGAAAGAACGUUACAAGAGACUGAAGGAAGAAACAGAGCAAGAGGAGUUUGCGUUUGAGAAAAAGUUGAAAGAAAACACUCUCAAGUACAUGGAAGUGCUAGAAGAAAAACUGCAAAGCUGUAGAAAAAGCCAUCUUUUAGAAAGAGUAUGCGAAAUUGACUUAGAAGCUUGUCAGCUGUUGAUCCAUGGAUUUCUGCUGAACAAAAAUGGCUCUUAUGUUUCGGAGGGAGAAGAGAGCCAGACUGAAGAAGUAGAGGAUAUGGAACAUGCCUUUUUAACCUCGAAGUGGGAACAGUCAAAUUACUUUUCAGUUAAUAGUUCCAAGCAACUUAUUGGAAAGAAACACCAAAGUACACCCUGCGAACUGAAAGAGGAAUUUGAUAUGCUUUCUACAGAAUUCACAGAAAAAUGUGAAAGAAUAAGUAAGAAGCUGAUACUUUUGGAAGACCAACUUCAGCUAGCAGUCUGUAGCUAUGAUGAUGAUGACUUUGUUCAGUCUCUACAAAGAGAGAUCCAGAUGGUGAAGGAAACUCUCCAGGCCAUGCUGGUGCAGCUUCAGCCAACUAAGAAGGCAGGAGAAGAUGCUGCUGCAAAUUUCCUUGGUGACAGCUGGCGUCUGGGAAAGGAAAGCUUAAAGGAGUAGAAGCAGGAAGAUGGAAGGAAGAUGUUUAAUUCACGAGGCUUCCUUGCAAGAAUGGAAUACCAUUUAAUCAGACUUCAAGGAUUUUCACUAUCUCUGCCAAAUUAAUGACAGCCAAAUCUACCGUAUAUUCCGGCGUAUAAGACGACUUUUGAGAGCGUCGAAACAGCCUUUGAACUCGGGGGUCGUCUUACACACCGAGUCGUCUUAUACGCCAGAAAUAAGGUAGUUUCCGGCGUAUAAGACGACUUUCUAGACAUGCGACUCAGCAUCGAUCAUCUUAUACACUGGAAAUACCGGUAGUUUCCGGCGUAUAUGACGACUUUCUAGGCAUGUGACUCGGCGUCGAUGGUCUUGCGACCCAGCAUCGAACUAGGGGGUCAUCUUAUACGCCGGGUCGCCCUAUACGCUGGAAUAUACGGUAUUAUGAAGCAGGGGAGGUGGGGAAUAGAAACCGGAGGUCUUCCCUGAGAAAUAGUGGUGCUUGCACAAUUCAGCCAGAUUCUAAAAACAGCUUUCAACAGCAGCCCACCCAUCCUUUCCUAAAAGUGGUAAUUCCAAAUGAUGCCUUACAGAGAGAUUUGAGUAAUGACAACAUAUUUACAAGCCCCUUUGCUUAGUUCACAGGUGUCAAACAAGCGAUGUCACGUGACGUGUCAUGAUGUAUAAUUCUUCCUGCAUCUGAAAUGCAACCUGGAAACCCAUACAUUCAGAAGUCACAGCAGCAAGAAUCUUUAAGAACAAUAACCUAAGGAUGUUACAAGCACUGGAAUAAUUCUAUCAGACAGUGACAUCUGGAUAAGAUUGCUGGGAGAAUAACAUUUUUAAUGGACACAAAUUUGUUUCAAAGUGAUGAGUAUUUCAGAAUUAGAAAGCAAGAUAAGCUAUGAAAAGGGGCAGUGACAAUGAAUGCAUGAAAUCAGAUAAAUAUCCAGGCAGUUUACAUCCCACAAAACAGUAUCCAUGAGAAACAGUUUGUGUUAGCUUAAAGUGCUGGUGACACACAGUUACUGACUGAGAUGCCACUCAAAACCAUUGUAGUUUGAAAGGGAGGAUCAUAAUACCAGUCUUUCCAGAACACAAUCACAUUGUUUUUGAAAAUCCCCCCCAAAAAAACCAAAAAAAAAAACCCAUCCAUGACUUUCUAAGAACAGAGGCACAGGAUAACAGAAUAUCAAUGCUUUCCCCACAAAUAAGCGGCAUUAUUAAAAGAACCCACCUGACUGGGGUAAAAUGCAUUCUGUUGCAUCUUUUCGUCCAAAGUAUAUUUAAGAGAAAAAGACACAAAAAAGCAAAGAAGAAACCCUAUUAACUUGAAGCUGAAACUAAGAAACAAAUUUUGCUAAAUGAAAUGAGGACUGUACAUACCCAUUGGCACUCUGUAUAGCAAUGAUUAAUAUCGAAGGAUCACAUAAUUGUCUUUCAGUUAUUUUCAUUUAGUCUUGAAAAUUGAGAGCAAAUGCUUGUUAAUUCUAGAGGCAAAACUAUUUAAAGAAUCAACUAAUGAUUUAAAAAAACUUAAAAUUUUUGAUGAUGAUUAGCCUGAUUAAAAUAUACACAAAUGUUUGAAUGCUUUUUUAAACAUACUUUUUAUAUAUAAGCAUAUUCAUUAAUGAUUCUUUAUUCAGAAUGUGUACAAAUAAUUUUUAAAAGCUGAUCGUAUAUAGCUUAUUGUAUGUUAAACUUUCAGAGUUUUUAGCCACAUCUAUCCAAUUAAAUUUUAUUUAUAUGCAAUUUGUUUGAUGUCUUUGGGAAUGAAAAAAAAAACCCCAAGAGUUUCUGAAAUUCACGCCAGCAGCGAACACAGGAAAUCUCUGUGUUUUGUUCUUCGCAAUAAAAUAAAAUAAUAAUGA
This is a messenger RNA of Crotalus tigris (Tiger rattlesnake), 4987 nucleotides long. It is a transcript of the gene DISC1, whose product is annotated as DISC1 scaffold protein. Gene Ontology annotation, molecular function: protein binding. NCBI's taxonomy places the organism in Eukaryota, Metazoa, Chordata, Lepidosauria, Squamata, Viperidae. The coding region runs from base 924 to 3137 and encodes 737 amino acids. The record is from RefSeq and is a predicted model, not a curated record. Gene Ontology annotation, cellular component: microtubule; mitochondrion; centrosome. Gene Ontology annotation, biological process: neuron migration; cilium assembly. The transcript is spliced from 13 exons.